Molecule: messenger RNA, 984 nt
Organism: Fulmarus glacialis (Northern fulmar)
Lineage: Eukaryota; Metazoa; Chordata; Aves; Procellariiformes; Procellariidae
Product: phospholipid scramblase 1-like
Exons: 7
Coding region: 85-861 (258 amino acids)
Biological process (GO): plasma membrane phospholipid scrambling
Cellular component (GO): plasma membrane
Molecular function (GO): phospholipid scramblase activity
Source: RefSeq, a predicted model, not a curated record
GGAAAUCAGGUGCCCUAUGGCUACCCUCAGCAUGCACCUGGGACUUACCAAGGCGCGGGGAGCUAUGGCUUCCAGGCGCAGGCCAUGGGAGUCCCAGCUGGACUUGCUGUUCCACCCAUCCAGAACCAACCCAUCAUGAAGGAGGGGACAAUCUGGAUGCCCAUCCCUCCUCCUCUUCCCAACUGCCCUCCUGGACUGGAAUACCUCACUCAGAUUGACCAGAUAUUAAUUCAUCAGCAAAUUGAACUUCUUGAGAUUUUGACUGGCUUUGAAACAAACAACAAAUAUGAAAUCAAGAAUACGCUGGGGCAAAGGGUGUACUUUGCAGCAGAGGACACUGACUGCUGUACCAGGAAUUGCUGUGGGCCAUCACGACCCUUCACCCUCCGGAUUAUCGACAACCUGGGCCACGAGGUGAUAACGCUGCAGAGACCCCUCCGGUGUUCUUCGUGCUGCUUUCCCUGCUGCUUACAGGAGCUGGAAGUUCAGGCGCCUCCAGGAACACCAGUUGGUUACGUUGUCCAGAACUGGCAUGCCUGCCUGCCAAAGUUCACCAUUCAAGACGAGAAAAGAAUGGAUAUACUGAAAAUUAUUGGCCCAUGUGUUGUCUGCAGCUGUUGUGAGGACAUUCAUUUUGAGGUGAAGUCUGUGGAUGAGACUUCUACUGUUGGGAGGAUUUCUAAGCAGUGGACUGGGUUUUUGAAAGAAGCCUUUACAGAUGCAGAUAACUUUGGAAUCACAUUCCCAAUGGACCUUGACGUAAAAAUGAAAGCUGUCAUGAUCGGUGCUUGCUUCCUUAUCGACUUCAUGUUUUUUGAGCAUGCUGGUGAUAACCAACAGCGAACUGGUGUUUGGCAAUGAAAUCUGGAACUUUCAUAUAGAAGGAAGAACAACAUAAAUCUCCCAACUUUCCAGUGGAUUGCAGAGCUCUAGUAAGAAUGUGAGGAAUGUACAUCGUGUGCUUGUAGUUAUAUUUCUAUAAAC